CCCAGCUGCCCUUGCGCGGGGAGAAAGGCCGGACCGGUAACUGCCGGGGGUUGGGUAGUGGAGCGGCUGCGGCGCGCGGGAAAGCGGAAGUGAAUCCAGAGAGUCGGAGUGGCGGCCGCGCCGUAGCCCGUGGAGCGGGAUGAAUCUGGGAGAGGCCCGGUGCGGAUGGAACCAAUCCCCCGGAGGGGGAGAGGAGACCAUGCAGUUUUCUCACCCCCCCCCCCUUUGGGGCUGCAGGUCGUGGUAGCGACCUGUGGGCGGAACCGAGCGGAACCCUUCGCGGGCGGGCCGGAGGCCGCUGCCGGUUCAGGGCCAUGUCGGUGGUUUUCGUGCCGGAGCGGCUGCGCGGGAAAGCGGAAGUGAAUCCGGAGACCCUGCAGCGGUUACUAGAUGAAAACGAUCAGCUGAUUCGGUGCAUUGUAGAAUAUCAAAAUAAAGGAAGAGCUACAGAAUGUGUGCAGUACCAGCAUAUCUUGCACAGAAAUCUUAUUUAUUUGGCUACUAUUGCUGAUGCAUCUCCAGCCACUGUACAGAAGACUGAUUGAUCCCACCCUUCAGUGAUGCCUAUAUAAAGCAUGGAGACAUGAUUGAAUUGGGGGAACUCUGAGGCCAAGAGGGAUACAACAUUCCCUCAUUUUGUCUGACUGGGUAAGAGAGCAAGCUUUGAUAGGGAUUAGCUGGGAAUCCAGGGGCCAAGACUGAUGGGCAUUAGGGAGUAGAUUCUUAUAGGAAUAGAGGUGCUGUGGCCUUACAUCCUCUUGGUGAUGAGCUGAUAAAUAUGUGGAAGAUCCCUUGCACCAGUCUUCCCCUUUCUUGGUUUUCUGAGAAAAAUACACCUUAUUUAGAAGUGCUACUGCCUGAGUCUUUCAUGCUUCUUUGAGUGGUAGGUGACAAGGGGGAGUAGGAAUUCAAGCAACAGUGUCACUGAACCCUCAGCAACCUGAAUGUCAUCAUGUAUUCCUUUGGAAAAUGAGCAUGUUAAGGUGGUAAAUGAUGACACUAGGUAUCAGAGGGCAUGGUGAGCUUUGGAGAAAGGCUCAAGUUCUAACCCACUUACCCAGGAGACAUAGUAAGAUAACUGGAGGUAGUCUGGGACUUGCUGCCGCUGGCCAUUAUUGUAUUGCAGUAACAACCAGAUGCUCCAAGCAGAACUAGGGCCUCACGAUGCUGUCGGCUGUGUAAAGCUAUAUGCCCUAAAGAGCUUACAGUCUUUGUCUACUCUAGUACCAGUUAUUGGACCAUGAGGUUAAGCAGGUUCAUGACAACUCCCCUAACUAGGCUCAUCCAGUUUUCAUCUAAAGUUACCCCAGAGAAUGUUAUAGGCAGCAUGGCUGUUUGGUAGGGGAGGACUGAAGCUUAAGUCUCCCUUAGUGUCCUAUCCCUCUUCCACUCACUCAUCACAGGUUUAUAGGGCAUACUGUAGGUCUCAAGAAUGCAUCUAGUUGCAAUACUCAUUUUAGAGAAUUGUUGUCAGUGGCCUGAAAGACAAGCAAAUAGUUUGUUUGCCAUUCCUCCCUCCUUCUGGUUAAAUCAAAUGUGUCUGCAACUCAUUUCCUAUUUGUCUGAAUUUGUGAAUUUACAAAUUCCACAGUACAACUAGUAUAAUUGUACUUGACUUGCUUUGCCAAUACAUGGGCAUUGCAGAAAUCAGAAGACAUUUAUUCCUCUCCAGUGCAUCCUGUCUUUCCCUCUGAGAAUGUCUUCGUGGGCUAGUUGUCCUGGAAAGAGAUUCAGACUUAGAUCUCAGUAGGCCGUACAACUGACACUUGUAGAUUAAAUGUUUAAUUAGAGCCAAGACUGAGCAUUAUGCAUAAUGCUGUUUGCUACAUCAUAGGUUAAGUAUCCAGCUGUUUCAAUAACUUAUGAUUAGUGAAAAUAUUUUCAUUUCAAUUGUAAAACUUAUUUUUGCAAGACUCCAAGAUGUCAAAAAUACAGGGUCAGGAAUCUGUCAGAUGCAAUACAGGGACCCAUCUUGCUGCACAUCCGAUUGCAAUAUGAUACUAUGCAGAUUGAACUACAGCUCUUCCCAAUAAGCAAAAGCACUUUUGGGAUUAGUAUGAAACUACUCAUGCAACAAGUGAGUUAGAGGAAACCUACUUUACUACUUGUAGACAAACCUGGCUUGAGUAGUUGGUUCCCUCCCAAACAUGCAAGUUUAAUCUAGGCUUCUAAUUUUCGAACAAAGGAACAGCUGACUUGUCUUGAAAACAGAUUAAUUAAGAAAAGUAAUUUAAAUAGUAUUUAGAUAUUAUCUAAAUAUGGAAAACACUAAGCAAAUAGUUUUAUAUCUGCAUUUAAAUAUUUUAUGAGGGAAUACUCAUUGUUUCAGUAAUGUCACAUUAAAGUAUUACUUUAACUUGCUUGAAAAUGUUAGAUAUUUUGUAAUAAAAUCUGGUAACAAGCA
Messenger RNA from Chelonia mydas (Green sea turtle), 2404 nucleotides. RefSeq names its product SS18 like 2 (gene SS18L2). Bases 315 to 545 code for a protein of 76 amino acids. Gene Ontology annotation, cellular component: nucleus. The transcript is spliced from 4 exons. Gene Ontology annotation, biological process: positive regulation of transcription by RNA polymerase II. The record is from RefSeq and is a predicted model, not a curated record. NCBI's taxonomy places the organism in Eukaryota, Metazoa, Chordata, Testudines, Cheloniidae. Gene Ontology annotation, molecular function: transcription coactivator activity.